GGUAGAAGAUGGUCUGUCCUAAGGGGAUCGUCGCUUACCUCCAACACGCCUGGAAGUGGGAGUUCGACUAACCAGGGAACUCCUCCUGAGGGCUGCAGCUGUUGUUGUUGCUGUCGGAAUAUUUACCUAUCAAGUCAGUUUUAAUGUAGAAGAACAUCUGAAAGGAACGACGGUGCUCAGGAUCACCAAGAGCAAGGAUCAUCCACUGAUGUUUCCACCAAUCAACGUGUGUCCAUCGCCUCCCUUCGAUCCCUCCCGCCUGGCUCAGCUCGGCGUUAACAUCUCCGUGGGUUCAGUGGAGGAAGUUUCCAAAAACAUAGAAAACCUAAUCGGAUUGGACAGACAACUCACGUUACGUCAGUUGCUCGAGGAAGCAGCAUGGAAGCUGGAAGACAUGGUCGACUGGAUCUCUCUUGGGGUCUUGAACGAAUCUUAUUCCUCUCGUUCAUACUCCCAGUUAUGGAGGCGUUCGUUCACACCAGUGGGACCUUGCCUGAAACUCACCCUUCCUCUGGUUUCAAACCAUAACGACUCCAUUUUCAGGCUCAGAUUCCGGGACAUUCCCAGGAGCCUAGAGCCGUGUAUGUGGGUGGAGAAGGGUCGCAGCAUGAAAUACGAAUCCCCGAACGAUUGCUCCUCCGUACAACGUUACUGCAACACCACCUGCGUUUGGCAACAGUAUCUUGUGACCUAUGCUUCCUACUUCCAGUCAGUUUUCCUAGGGUCAACCUCAGUAAAGUUGGAUUUACAUCACAUGAUUCCACAAUUCUCAUUACAAUUUCGAGAAGGAGUUUUAAAGCCAAUCGAAAUCAAUGGUAAUUCAGCUGCUGAAGAUUACAAUCAUGACUUUUGUUACCAUAAAUGUCUUAUGAGUAAAGAGGAAGCAAAAUUGAAUUGCUCUGCUAUGUAUGAAGACAAAAUGGAUAACAAAAUAGACAAUUUAUGUAUAACGUUCAUACAAACGUUCAAAAUUUCGAUAAGGUUUGUCAACGAUAUUAAUUCCAAAUGCCUAAACUUAUGCAAGGUCAAGCGCCACAAACUUCAGUGGGUAAUUGAAGAAGACUCUGAGAUUUCCGAAAUAAAUGACGGCUUCACUCUGCGCUUUUCAUCACCUUAUACUGUACAAUUCACAAAACAGGAAGCAUACCCCCUCAGCCGCCUCCUGACAGACGUGGGAGGCAGUCUGGGUCUCUUCCUGGGGUUCUCCCUCAUGGAUUUAUGGGUUGCUGGAACCUUUCUUAUUGGAGCAAUUUUAAACCGGUUACGUACCUCAACCUAUGGCUGUGACCUGGCAGUACACGGUGAUACGUGUGAAGCAAAUGUAUAUAGUCCCCUUAGCAAAUUAACUGGCAUAGUAUUCCUUGCAAGUUUUUCGUGUGUUCACUUACUUGUUACCUUUAAGGAUUAUAUUCUGCAGCCGGAGAUGUUGUCUUGUAUAAUUAUGUCUCGCAAAACACCUCCAGUGAUCAAUCGCAGUCUUGAAGAGUUGUUUGUAACUCGUUUUGCUAGUCGUCCCCUUGGAUGUAAAUUUCCAUCAUCUGACUACCUGAACUGCUUUUACAAGUGUCUUUUGCGGCGAAUGCCUCCUGUAUUCUUUCCAUUCAUUGAGGUAAACGAUCUUCCAGAUUGUACCGUGGAAUUCUUAAAGCUGCCACGCUACAAGUUUGUUAUUCAACUUGGAUUUGUUAAGCAACACUUAUCGGCUCAUGUAGUGAGUGGAGAAUGCUCCCUGGAGUGUGAUGGACAAGACAACUCAGUAAGCAAUACAGUCAGUGUCGACUGCUUAUUAAGCCAUGAGAAGUCUCUCACUAUCUUAUACCUCCUUUGCAGUUUUGGGGGAAUUCUAGGCCUCUACUUUGGAUUUUCUCUAAUGAAGGGUAUUUACAAAGAGUAUGUCGCUCCAAGAAUUAAAAUAUUGCUCAGAGCAAGAGGUAAAUAUUAUCACACGAUUCACCUAAUUGUCACAGCAAUUUUAGUAUUAAUUACUGCUAUUCUAUAUAUAUUUCAGGUAAAUUUAUACCUAAUGGGUCAUCUGAUAUAUAUGACUUUGUCAAGCAGGCCGCUAGAGACUAGGGAUUUGCCGGCGGUAACGGGCUGCAUAUGGCCGCCGUUCAACAUGCAACGGUUGAUGGAAACAGUGGGUCUUGCAAAGGCAUACGAUCAACUGACUCACCUAAGUCCUGUAGACAGACAUGCCGCCAUCACCCGUCUCCUGCAGGAGCUACCUGAGACUGCGGUACAAAUGGAUCCACAGUACCUCUGGUCAGCCAGUGCUUGGACAGCGAGGGAGGCAAACAUGUUUCUUACCGUGGUUCACUCAUCACCUAUGGUUGCUGAAGAAGUAAUCGCUCACAGUGACAACAGCACAAUAUUAAAUCAAUGUUUCAUUUUUAUCCCUAUCAUACAUGCUGAUGGGACACUGCAUCAAGUCAAAUAUAAUUUUGAGGUCUUUAUCGGUCGACCAAUCAAAGAAGAAAAUGUCUCGGGCUACAUCAUGGUGCACAGACACGACGAUUUCGCCAUCAUAGGACGUGAACCAAUGAAAUAUGGACUAAAUUUCGCUUUGGAAGUCUCGGGAUUAUCAAGCUGGGAUAGUUUUCAAGGCUCAAACCUCAAAAAUGGUGAAUGCGUCUCCCGUUGUCUGGACGAUGCAUUGGUGGAUCAAGUGAGAUGCCGCCUACCCUGGGUGGGACGACGCCAGGACCUGCCAGUCUGCAACAUGACUCAGUUCACAAAGUUCCUCACUGCUCUCUGGCGCCUGGAAAAAAACCCACAAUACAUCUAUUCUAGCUUAGUUGGUGCCAGUCAAACCAGCACUUGCGAGCAGAGAUGUCAACCACGAAAUCAAAGGUUUUACAGGAUUAGAAAGUCUGACAGAGAGUAUUUAACCAACAGUUUUUCAAUCGGGAUUGUAAAUGGAGAGCAAAGAAUGGACAGUGCCUAUUAUCUAACAGCCUCUAUAGAGAUGACACCGACCGCUAUUGAAGUUGUGAAAGUUGAGGACGGGUACCCCACGCACCAGUUAGUGAGCGACCUCGGUGGCAUUGCUGGCAUGACACUGGGAUUCUCACUGCUCUCACUUCUCAUGACAGUGAUCGGUUAUCAUUAUGCCUCGUCUCACUCUCACAGACUGUGAUCUGGGGCGCCUGCUCCCGGUCUCACUCCCACGGACGAUAGGAUGUCGCCGCAUUCUGCCUCAUGCCCAGGGGCGAUGAUCGGGUGCCUAUAUAAAUUACUACUUGUCAUUGUGUUGAAUGACAAUUCUCAGUGUUCAGUAAUGCUAAAAAAAAAAAAAACAUUUUUAAUACAUGUAAAAGGCAGUGUUGCACCCAUUCUUGCAACACAAAUGAUGAACGAUCAGAUCUAAAUGUUUCCUGUUUUCUCUCUGCCACCUCGUGUCCACAGAUUAUUGCAGCCUUAUUUUUUUAUCUUUUUUUUUUAAAUUAAAAUACAUUGACGUAAAGUUAUAUAACCUAACUCAAUAAA
Molecule: messenger RNA, 3486 nt
Organism: Cherax quadricarinatus
Lineage: Eukaryota; Metazoa; Arthropoda; Malacostraca; Decapoda; Parastacidae
Biological process (GO): sodium ion transmembrane transport
Cellular component (GO): plasma membrane
Molecular function (GO): ligand-gated sodium channel activity
Source: RefSeq, a predicted model, not a curated record